AUGUCUAACAUAGUAGUAGACAAUCCGACGAUACAGACCAUCUCUUUAAGAGGGAUGUUCAUCCAGUUCGUUGUGAACACUUCUAUUGGAGUCGGGACAUUGUUAAUAUUUGGAUUCCUGAGGCCUAGGAAUGGGAACGUAUAUGCGCCAAAACAAAAAUAUGUCUCAGAAAAAAACAAACUUCCGCAAAUCGAUAAAGGACUAUUUUCAUGGAUUCAACCAGCACUAAAGGCACCUGAAUCAUUACUAAUAGAAAAAAUCGGUUUAGAUGCCGUAAUGUUUUUGCGCUUUAUAUCCAUGUGCAGAAAUAUCUUCUUUUGGUUAUUUCUGCUGGGAUUUUGUGUAAUCGUGCCAAUUAAUGUUUGUGGAACAUAUCAAGAUCAAGGAGGUUUUCCCGAUACCACUAAUAAAAUAGAAUACCUCAGCAUUUCGUUCUUGAGAUCGCAAAAAUGGUUCUCAGCACACGUAAUCUUCACAUGGGUGUUCUCAUUAAUAGUUUACUAUUACAUCUAUAUCCAAUACAACCAAUACGCGGAACUUAAGCAUGCCUAUUUCAAGUCACAUGAUUACCAGAAAUCACUGCAUUCCCGAACGCUAUUAGUUCUGGGUGCACCACCUUCCAUACGAUCAGAUCAAGAAUUGGGCAAUUAUAUAGAGUCGUUGGAAUUAAAUUGUCAUAUUUCACAAGCGUGCAUUGGACAUAAUGUGGGAGAUUUACCGAAAUUAGUGGAGGAACACGAUAUCGCCGUUAGAAAAUUAGAAGAGGUUUUAUGUAAAUAUUUCAAAGAUCCCAAUAACAUCCCUCCAAAUAGACCGACUCACUCACCUGGCAUUUGUCACGGUCCAAAAGUGGACAGUAUUAACUAUUAUACUGAUAAAAUUCAAAGUCUCGAACGAAAAAUAUACACAGCACGAGAACGGGUGGCGAAUAAGCCAAAUAACUAUGGAUUCGUCUCAUUUCACAAUGUUUCAGAUGCUCAUGCCGUGGCUAAAAAAUAUGGAGGCUUUAAUUUGGGAAACCUUGCGGUUUCAAAGCUGACGCUGGCACCUUGGCCCAGGGAUAUUAUUUGGGAUAACUUACCGUCUGUCGGAGCUGUCAAAGGAACAAGAAAAUUGAUUGGUUACUCAUUAUUCAUCGCCUUAUGCUUUUUCUGGCUGGUUCCUAUAACAUUCUUGAGCAUGACCACUCAAUUGACAAAUAUCGUAAGAGUCGUGCCUGGCUUAGCCAAGAUUGUUGAAAAUCAUUGGGUCCUAGUUGCUCUAAUAGAGUCAUGGAUGACCCCAUUACUCAUGACGAUAUUUUUUGUAAUAUUACCCUAUAUUUUACGGCAACUCUCACGAUUUCAAGGCAAACACUCAAAAUGUUCUUCGGAACGAUCCACAUUGGCAAAACUUUACCUAUUCUUCCUCAUAAAUAACAUAAUAAUUUACACCGCAUCAACGACUAUUUUCGAUAUCGUUACAAAGAUAAAGGCCAUCCUUGAUAAAGGCGACGCGGACAUCGACGAUAUCUUACAUGUCUUUCAAAAUUCAAAUUUAUUCGAGCAAACCGCCAAUUCAGUAAUUCGUGUGUCAACCUUUUGGAUUAAUUAUAUUUCAUUGAGAGGCGCGGGAACUUUUAUAGAGUUAGCACAAUUUGCCGCAUUGGUGAUUAAAAAAAUCAAAAGAUUUUUUAUCACCGAAACACCGAGAAAUAUGAAGGAAUUCUCGCGCCCUCCUAACUUUGAUUAUGCGGUGUACUAUAAUCUGCACCUAUUCUUCUUCACGGUCGGAAUGAUGUACAGUGUGAUUGCACCAGCAAUUCUAUUCUUUUGUCUUUUGUAUUUUGAGUUGGCAUAUUUAACCUAUAGGUAUGUGUUUACAACAAAAACCGAAACUGGUGGUUCAUUUUGGCGUGUGGUAUUCAAUCGAAUGAUUGUGUCCAUCUUCUUCUGGCAAAUAGUGAUGAUCGGAACAAUGAAUUUAAAGGGUGUUCAUUUCCAUUCCCUGACUGUCAUUCCAUUACCGAUAAUGACCAUCUUUCUAAAAAUUAUGUGUAGUCAUUCAUUCGAUGAAAAAAUACAAUAUUACAUUCCUGAUAGUCUUUCCGAAAAAGAGGAAUUGAUGAAUGAAGACAUGGAAAGUCCUAAUGAUAAGCGAGAUAAGGUGUCCAUUCGAUUUGGACAUCCAGCGUUAACAACUGAACUUAUUAAACCAAUGUUAAGUUCCGAUGUUAAAAAUUUGUUGGACAAAGUUUAUGAUGGACACUUGGAAAUGGUUGAGGAGGAAAAACGAGGAAGACGAGUGAGUUCGAUGAUGAUUACCAACAAUGGUGAAAAGGUGAUUAAAAUUGAGGCUGUGGAUGUGAAAGAUUUAGAUAUUGAUGAGGAAUACAUGAAGGAAAAUGAACUUGAGUAUUACGAAAAUUACGAAGAGAAGUCCCCGCCAUCUUAUGUUAAGGAAGAACAAAAGAACUAUCCUCCAAAACCUUCAUUGCAAUAUUAUCACCAAGGAGAACGUUCCCCAUCACCAUAUCAGAAACAACAACCACCAUCAUCUCAGUAUUCACAGCAAAAUGUUUAUUUUGCCGACUCCUCUUCCAAUAAUACCCCGAAACAGGUGGAAACAAGUUCACAUCAAUCACCCAUCACUACUAUUCAGCCACAAUUCGUCGGUGAUGUUGGAAAUGAACAAGAAUAUAUAGUCGAAGGAGAAUAUGAAGAGGAGGAUGUUGAUAACAUGGAGAAACAUGAUGGGGAACAGCAUGUUGAUAGAAACCAAGGUGUAUAA
Acaulospora morrowiae is the source of this 2769-nucleotide messenger RNA. NCBI's taxonomy places the organism in Eukaryota, Fungi, Glomeromycota, Glomeromycetes, Diversisporales, Acaulosporaceae. The record is from the annotation of a GenBank genome assembly.